Molecule: messenger RNA, 540 nt
Organism: Lotus japonicus
Lineage: Eukaryota; Viridiplantae; Streptophyta; Magnoliopsida; Fabales; Fabaceae
Product: secreted RxLR effector protein 78-like
Exons: 1
Coding region: 1-540 (179 amino acids)
Source: RefSeq, a predicted model, not a curated record
AUGCUUGAUAGCGUCUUGAUAGUCAAUGAAAUAGUAGAUGAAGCGAAGAAGAAGAAGAAAAAGCCAACAAUCAUCUUCAAGGUGGACUACGAGAAGGCUUAUGACUCGGUUAGAUGGGAUUUUCUUUUUUAUAUGCUCCGAAGGAUGAAUUUUAAUGAUAGGUGGAUUAGAGGUUGCUUGGAAUCUAAUUCUGUCUCUGUGUUAGUGAAUGGUAGCCCUAGUCCGGAGUUUAAAAUGUGGAAAGGCUUGAGGCAAGGAGACCCUUUGGCUCCUUUUCUUUUUCUGAUAGUGGCAGAGGGCCUCAAUGGUCUCCUUAAGAAGGCGGUCCAGCUCAAUAAGUUCGCAGGGUUCAGAUUGGGAAUGCAUUCAGACUUGGAGGUUUCUAUGUUACAAUUUGCGGACGAUACCCUGUUUAUUGGCAAUGCAACUCAACAGAAUGUUCAGACACUAAAGUGUGUGUUGAGAUGCUUUGAAAUGGCCUCUGGCCUGAAGGUCAACUUCUCCAAGAGUAAAUUGAUUGGGGUAGCAGUGGAGGAUUAG